Molecule: messenger RNA, 1696 nt
Organism: Amyelois transitella
Lineage: Eukaryota; Metazoa; Arthropoda; Insecta; Lepidoptera; Pyralidae
Product: TWiK family of potassium channels protein 7
Exons: 3
Coding region: 133-1416 (427 amino acids)
Biological process (GO): stabilization of membrane potential; potassium ion transmembrane transport
Cellular component (GO): membrane
Molecular function (GO): potassium ion leak channel activity
Source: RefSeq, a predicted model, not a curated record
GUGGAAAGAGAAGGCCAAUUGAGAUUGAAAUCGUUUAUUCAAACCAUCGCAAACCAAUAUAAUGCCAAGAAUAAAGAAGCGACGCCACCACAAGAAAUAUAAAGUGCGGUGAGGAAUGCUGACUCAGCAAGCAUGUUGGAAAACGGCAGUAGAGAUCUCACCAAACGCGCUUACUGCAAAGACGCGUUCGUCGAUGAACCCAAAUGUUGCUUUUCCAGACCCGAGUUAGAUGACUCCAAGUUUUUCUGCUGUCGAUGUGCCCAUAAAAGGCGAGCAUCCCCACUAACAUGCCUAGCAAUAUGCUUCCUCGUCCUAACGUACAAUCUUCUUGGAGGCUUCCUCUUUCUCGCCAUAGAAGGGAACAGGGUGACAGAAGAAACAGCAGUAGCAGCUUCGAAGCCAAACUUGAGCCAAUCACAAACCACAAGUUCAGAUCUCCGAUCGAAGACUGUUGAAAGGCUAUGGUCGAUAACUGAAGAUUUGAAUAUAUUGUACAAAGAAAACUGGACGAAAUUAGCUGCCAAAGAGUUGAUGGACUUUCAGAAGGUACUCUUGAAGACGAUGAGAGGUGGAGUGGCGUUAGAGAAUAGACUGUCAUAUGAACACGACGGGGAUUAUAGAUGGACGUUUUCCAGCAGUUUUUUGUACGCAUUGACGCUCAUCACGACUAUUGGUCAUGGGAAUGUGACGCCGCAGUCAGCGGUGGGGAAGACCGUCGCCGUCGCGUAUGCCUGCAUUGGCAUCCCCAUCAUCAUGCUAUACCUCUCCACCAUCGGAGAGGCGCUGGCCAGGAAUUUUCGCGUCCUUUACUCCAAAGUCUGCCCUUCCACUCUCAACAGCGGCAACUUCCACUCCAAAGCCGACUGUCUCAGUCGGUACACUAACUCGGGACCAGAGUGCAAGUUUAGUGACUGUGAUAAAAAAGAAAAGUGCUACAACGAUAGACAAGGACGGACACCGUUCCAGGCGGCUUUGAACCUGGACAGUUUUAGUGGCGGUUAUCACUGGACGUGUAGAAACCACACGCGAGUGCCAAUAGUUCUAAGUCUACUGCUCAUAGCUUUGUAUAUAGCGUUAGGGACUGUCGUGUUCCAUACGACGGAAAAGUGGAGCUUCAUCGACGGUUAUUACUUCUCCUUCUCCAGUCUCGCUACGAUCGGAUUUGGGGACCUAAAGCCUGGACUUUAUGCCAGCACAGUGUCUGCUAAAGCGGAGGACAUUGCUGUUGGAGUGUGCUGUAUUUAUAUCUUAGUCGGCAUCGUUGUCAUCGCCAUGUGUUUUAAUUUAAUCCAAGAAGACAUGAGCUCAAUUGUAAGGAGUUUCACAGCGCUCUGCACGGGCAGCUCCACAACCAGAGCAGUGCACAGCGUAGAGAAGGUAUGUGAUGAUAAGAUUUCCAUGUCGGUCGUUUCCUGACAUAGAGAAACGGCCGAUUCUGGGCCGUCGGUCGCGUUUAAUUGCCAGGAGAAACGUCAACAAGUGACAUUUAAAAUAGACAGUUUAAACCCAACGAAAUUCAACAGCCUGCCGCGUCGGAAAUCUUCGAAUUACGGGGAAGAGAGUUUCCAAAGGAACACGCCUGUACGAAGAUCGGCCGGUCACGCUGAGAAGUGUGUUGAGUAUUUCGUGCCGAGGAGUCUAAGCGAGUUUAACUUGAGUGGAGUGGGAGAAUUGUACGAUUUAUCCUUCGGGAAAG